CGGUGUACGUGCGCGCCCCCUCCUAUCGCGUGGUGGAUAGCGACCAUAUUGCUGCUAGUGGCGGAGGUCGGGUUGCUCUCCCCCGUAAAGGCUCAAUCGAAAGCGGUUCUGUUGGCGUUGAAUUCAUGUUUUAACUGUGGACGUAUCCGGGUUUCGGACGGAAGCUCGUUUUGAAUUCGAGCGAGAGAGGAGCCCCGCACUCCCGCCGAACAACUUCACUUUUCCCCUUCGAGCACAUUCGGACCGGGGGGAGGAGAAGGAUUGGUAAUCCCGAAGGGGGUGGGAGAACGACGGCUGUUGGAAAUGGCCACUCAGGUGGAGGCACUCCUGCCGGCCAACCCGCUUAUCAACGCGGAGGAGCACGGCAAAGUGAUCCGCGGCGAACCGCAGCCAGAGGUCGACGGGGCCGAGCGGGGCCAGGCGGCGGCCGUCGCUGGAGAGGAAGAGCCCGGCUGCGGGGAGAGCUCCGGGAGUCCCAGGCGGCACACGGAAGCGGACGAAAGGGCUUGUGACAGCGAGACCAAACCCGACGAGGAAGGCGGUAGAAGCCGGAAGGAGUUUACCGAGGCUCCCCCACCCAAGGUGAACCCGUGGACCAGGAAAAUGAACGCGGUGACCGUGGUCAGCGUGAACGGACAAGCACAUCACGAGACAACUGUUCCUGCCAAAGUGGUGAGAGCGGGCAAUCCUCCCAAGGCCAGGCGCGGAGGAAAGGUCGGAGACUUUUGCGACGCCAAUAGCUGGCCAACCCCGGGGGAGAUCGCCACUAAAGACAUGCAGAUAGAGGCAGUGACACGGACCGUGUCCUGCCCGCCGACUGUCAGACAGGUCAAAGACCCGUGGAGAACCACUGCCCACAAGAGGACGACCACUAAAAAGGAGACGAAGGAGAAGCGCGAAAGCAACGAAGAGAGCAAGGAGAACCUGAAGACCAGUAAGUCGGAUGAUUCCGGAGAGGAGAAGAAUGGAGACGAUGACUCCCAGAAAAAUGGCCAGAAGAAAAAAGGAAACAAACAAAAGUGGGUCCCCCUGAUGAUCGAGGGUCCUCGGGAGCGCUCGGCCUCCCGGAAUAACAGCAGGCAGAACGAAACGCUCCGCCUGCCGCCAAACACCAGGAACGACCUCCGAGACUGGCACAGUCAGAAGUACGAACGGGAAUGGCGCGACGACCACGACGAAGUGUCCAGCGUAAAAAGCGAGGGUGCACCGUUUCGCGGCGGCUUCCGGGGACGCGGGCGCGGAAGAGGCCGCGGACGGGGCCGGGGACGAGGCAGAGGUCACUACGAAUACCACCAAGGCUACAAGUCGUACGAAAUGAAAGACGGACCUUACGGACAGAAGUUCAGCAACUCUGUUACCUACUACUAUGACAACAUGAGCAGCAGCGAGCUGUACUCAGUGGACCAGGACCUACUCAAGGACUACAUCAAGAGGCAGAUUGAGUACUACUUCAGCCUGGACAAUCUGGAGCGUGACUUUUUCCUACGCAGGAAGAUGGAUCAGGAAGGCUUCCUGCCUAUCGGACUCAUCGCUAGCUUCCAUAGAGUUCAGGCACUCACGACUGAUGUCAACAUUAUUCUGGAGUCUCUGAAGGACAGCAAGGAAGUGGAAGUGAUAGACAUGAAGAUCCGUCGGAAGGCUGAGCCCGAGAAGUGGCCCUUGCCGGGCCUGACCGUACCCAACCACACGGACUUUUCCCAACUCAUCAACUGCCCUGAAUUCGUUCCUAGGCAGCCUGCCGAGGACCCUGCAGGGUCUUUCAGGGCCUCGACUUCGACGCAGCGUCCGCCAAAGCCUGAAUCCGAAACGACCUCUAAUCUUAAGACGAUGCCCAAGGGCCUCUCCGCCAGCCUGCCAGACCUGGACUCUGAGUCCUGGAUCGAGGUCAAGAAGAGGCCCAGACCUUCGCCAGCUCGACCCAAGGUCAGCCCAGAGAAGGCGCCAUCUUCACAGCAGCAGAGGGAAAAAGACGAGGCCAACCGCUCGCCAUUGCCACAGUCCUCACCUUCUCCGGCCAACCCCGGAAACAAGGAGGGCGGCGAACAGGACGAGCCCGAAGAGCUAGAUUUCAUGUUCGACGAAGAGAUGGAGCAGAUGGACGGGCGGCGCAACACCUUCACCGAUUGGUCGGACGAGGACACAGACGGCGAGAUCGACGACCGCGACGUCAACAAGAUCCUGAUCGUAACGCAGACACCGCCAUAUCUGCGCAAGCACCCUGGCGGCGACCGCACAGGCCACCACACAUCGCGUGCCAAACUCUCCAGCGAGCUGGUCAAGGUCAUCAAUGAUGGCCUCUUCUACUACGAGCAGGACCUGUGGGAUGACACGUACGAGCCCGAAUACGCAACUAUCAAACAAGAAGUGGAGAACUUCAAGAAGGUUCACCUAAUCAGCCGCGAACAAUUUGACUGCCUGACCCCUGAGCCCCCAGUUGACCCCAACCAGGAAGUUCCCCCAGGUCCUCCACAACCCCAGCAGAUCCCUACAGAUGCCUUGGCGAACAAACUAUUUGGCGCCCCCGAGCCUUCGUCAAUAGCCCGGUCGCUCCCGACGACUGUGCCCGAGUCGCCCAACUACCGCAGUGCCCGCACGCCACGCACACCGCGCACCCCUCACCGGAAAGACGCCACCACGACGCCGCGCUUUUACCCGGUGGUUAAGGAAAGUCGGCCCGUCGACGCCAAGACUCCGAGGAAGCGGAAGACCCGGCACAGCUCCAACCCGCCCAUGGAGUGUCAUGUCGGUUGGGUGAUGGAUUCUAGAGAGCACCGUUCCAGAACCGCCUCUGUCAGCUCCAACGCCAGCCCGUCCGAGGGCACGCCCGCUUUGGGUAAUGUGGGCUGCACACCCCAGUCCCUCCCUAAGUUCCAGCAUCCUUCCCAUGAGCUGCUCAAGGAGAACGGCUUCACGCAACACGUCUACCACAAGUACCGCCGGCGCUGCCUAAAUGAGCGUAAGCGGCUAGGAAUCGGGCAGUCCCAGGAGAUGAACACGCUGUUCCGCUUCUGGUCCUUUUUCCUGCGAGAUCACUUCAACAGGAAGAUGUACGAGGAGUUUCGGCAGCUGGUGGUAGAAGACGGCAAAGAAGGAUACAGGUACGGUUUGGAGUGCCUGUUUAGGUACUAUAGCUACGGUUUGGAGAAGAAGUUUCGGCCGGAUAUCUUCAAAGACUUCCAGGAGGAGACCAUGAAAGACUAUGAGGCUGGUCAGCUGUACGGACUGGAGAAGUUUUGGGCCUUCCUCAAAUAUUCUAAAGCCAAAGCCUUGGAGAUAGACCCCAAGCUGCAGGAGUGUCUCAGCAAGUUCAAGCGUCUCGAAGACUUCAGAAUCGACCCGCCGAUGGAGGAAGGUGGCCGCCGGAGACACUCGUCCAGCGGGGAUGGCCGCCGUCGACACCCCUCCCAUCCUUCCAGUCGACCCCAAAGCCAGAACAGCUCUGCCUCCAGCCCCGUGUGCGGCGCCACGGCCAAGGAUGACGCCAAACCCGACGCCAAGACGCUCAAGUAAAAACACCAGCGGGACCCACACACGGAUUUCGAGUCGCACGCCGCCGGUUCUGGCUCUGCCCCAUCAGCUCUCCUUUGACGCAUCACUAUCUUUUUUCUUUUUUUUCUUGUUGAGGAAUAAGGAAAAAAUGAUCAUGUGCUUGAUGUUUUAAGUUUGGGAUUUUUUUUCUUAACGUGGCAAGCAAGCAAUGAGGUGUCAAACACAUUUUUUUCUUUGCAGAUUAUUGCCAGUCCACCUGGUGGAUUUUUUUUUAAGCGAUUUUAACAUCUACUUCUCUCUUAGUCUUUUUUUUUUUUUUUUUUUUUUUUUUUUUUUUUUAAUUUUGGUGCUGUUGAUGGCAUCCAGAGGCAAUUUUCUGACAAGCACGCGUGGUGACGACGGCCCCACUGACAACCGAGCGGACCAAAGCGCCUUCCAAUAUAAAAAAAUAUAAUAAUUUGACUUUCUGAAUUUUGGGGGGAUGAGGAAGAGAAGAAAAACACCCCAAAUGCUUAAAAAAAAGGAGACGGAGGAGAAACAGACUUGGUUGCGAGUUGCCUUAUUUUGAAUGGUUUUUCCGAGCACGUCUUGCCAAACCGCUUGAAGCGUCUUCCAAGUUCCAUUGAGGUCCUGUUACGAAUCCCGUGAUCCCCACCUUGGCUGUUGUCGUGUGGCUUUGUUCGUGUUUUGGCGCCCCCGACGUUGUUUUCCUGUGUCCCAUCCGUCAUCUUCAUCCAUCCGUCAAGGACUGGAAGAAUCAAUAAUCCGGAUUACUUGAAGAGGCAGGAAGUGUCAGGUGCUCUGGGUGGAGAUAAUUUUUUGGGGGGGGGUUCCUUCCCUCCAUACACACACAUGCAGCUCCAUGUCUCAGGCGCUCCUCGUGGACGUCCUCCAGUCGAUAUGUAAAUGUGAACUCAACCGAUGAAGAGACCUUUUCGCCGGAUGUUUUGGGCCUUACGUGUUCGUACUUAACGCUAAACGCUAUUGGAAUUAUUUUUUGCAGUAUCGUUAGUGUGACGCAGGCAGGAUCAUUUUUUUUCUCCUGUUCCUUUUCCUUUUUGACAUCAGGAACGUGUAUUUAAAGUGACAAAAGGGAACCAACAAAAGCUCAAGCGUAUGUUGUUUCAUGUUGAAAUUUGAUCAAUUCCCACCCCAGUUCUAAUCGGAGCCACAAUUAGAUUUGUAUUUGGAAACGCACUAAGAGUCUUAAAACAAAUCAGUCCUUCUUUUUUUUGCCCUUAUCACACGUUUUCCAGGACGAAUGCAUUGAAUUUCCUUUUGUGUUCUUUGUGGACGUCGCUGAUUUCAUCUUCCAGUGCGAGCGGAGCUGGACUUUUUUUGUUCUUCAGGGAGACGGAUCAGUUUAGAGGGCUCACAUUGCUGCAUCAGUGUUUUCCGCAGGCUUGAUGGCAAAUGAGAGGUAAAAAAAGAUGAAAGAAGAUUGAGGUCUGCCGCAAAUGUGUUACUCCUCCACCCGGCAGGACAUUUGGAGGAUUUUUGAGGCCUUGCGUGAGUUGUCCAGCCCCUCACACUCCAGGGGGCGCUACAAACUCGACGUGAGCUGGCCACAAAAUGGCGGACUGGUGCCCAGGAUGCAAAUAGAAAAAAAAAAAAACACAGACGCCUGUGCGGACUAUGGCUGGUUAUGAUGUCUUCAGACUGAAAAAGUACAAAUAUGUCAUAAAGCCAUAAGAAAUAUAACAAAAAAAACACACAAACUGUAUAUGAAGCAUUGAAAUUGUUCACUGCAUCGCUCGAAAAUAUCUUUAGGCUUGUCAUGAGGAAAACAAAAAAAGCAAGAAAAAAAAAUAUAAAACGGAAAAAUGUAAACUACUUGAAUGAGAUCUUGUAUUAUAACAUUUAAUAUUCACUAUCUGCUUUGUAGGCUGAUGUGAUUCGCUAUUAUUAGUGUUAUUUGUAAUUUGUAGUAAUUAUGCUUUUUCCUUUAAUAAAGAAAAAAAAAACACACAAAACGGACAAAAAAACCCUAAAACUUUGCCUUCCGAGUCAUCUUUUCCCAAUAUUUAGUGACAAAAUAUUUUAUUUGGAGAUUUGGUAUUACAAACACAAACAUUGCAUAUUACAUUUACACAUUGAGAUAUCAGUCAGUAAAAACAAUCAUAGUGCAAAAUAAUCAGGUUCCAAAAAUGUCUGAUGAAGAGGUUUUUUUUUUUAAAAUAGUUAAAACGGCUUGAAGUGGCCCGAUGGUCGGUCAGCGGUCCUUUUUUGGAGUGUCGGGGAUGCUCUCGGUGAGCGGGGUGAAUCCGGUUAGCAAGGUGUGCCGCUCGUAUUGCUUGGUCUCUCGGAAUUUUGCAUCGGUGCCGUGGAGGCGGUCUAGCACGCCGAACACGCCAAAACAUUGGUUGAACCUAGAACAAACCAAAAUUAAAUUCUACUUUCUUUACUACUUCUGUGAAGUUGGCCCACGAUCAGAUGCAAAUUUAUUGAAAAAUUGUCAUUCGUCAAUGCUAGGUUUGUGCUAGUAUUUUUUUUUUACAUUAACAAUUCUGUUAUAGGUCAAUCUGAGGUCAACCUGCCCCCUGUUUUGAUUAAAACGGUGUCAAACGUUUGUGCUACUAUCGUUUUUGAGAUAUUAAUUUCAAAUGAUGAGGUCACUUAGCCCUCAAUUUUUUGCAAAAUGGACCAGACUAUUGUUUUAUAGAUAUCGAGAAAUUUCGAGUGAUGACGUGGCUCGCAACCCCCUCAUUUACUGCGAAAUGGACCCGAAAGGGUGCCAUUCCUUUAUGCUACAUUUGCGUUAGGUGUUGGGACUGUGAUUGAGAGAGUUCGAGAGAGGUACGAUUCAUCAGCCACGACAGAGGUGCUGCGAUUGAAGUCACUCGCAUUUAACUCUUACUCCGCUACUUUGGGCUACACCAGAGUCGUUAAAUUUUUUCCUCUAUUCUACAUAUUAUUUUUCUGCCCGAGAUGCAAAGAGUAGCUCUACCAAUUUCACCAAUGAGACGUCGCAACAAUAAUCACAUGAAUCCAUUUCACCAAUCUGACACAAGCUUGCCGUUCUAUGAUCACGGCAGCCUGUUCAACCACGCGGCGUCUUUAAAGCACCGUAAAAAAUGAAGUAUUUGACAUGGAGCGCUGCCCUUAACAUUACUCGAAAGUGUGUAUUUAAACCUCCCAGUUUUUAUUUGGAACUAAUCACUACUCAAACUAGGAACUAUUGUCUCCACUAGAGGGCACUCAUGUUCUGUAGACGAAUAAUGCUUCAUUUCUGUCAUUUUUUUUUAUCUCGAGGGAAUUCAAUGGGUUUUUUUUUUUCCCCUUUGGCCUAAUGUGGUUAUGUAAAGUUAUUGUACAGUAUCAAUAGAAAAACAUGUUCAUAUACAGAAGUUUAUGCUGAGAGAAAAAAAUACAAUUUUUAAAAGAAAAAUAAUCAAAAUUAAGCUGUUACUCAGUACUUGGGCAUUCGUUUCACCGGAUACUUUUUUACUUCUACUUGUGUACAUUUUUUGAAUGGCUACUUUUGCCAAAAUAAUAUUAUUUUGAAGUAAUGCUACUCGAGAAAAAUUUUUGGCUACUCUACCCAGCUCUGAGUAUUACUGAAGUAAAAGUAGUCAUCCGAAAAAUGUACUCAAGUUGUAACAAAGUAUUUGGAAGAAAGGGCCGGGGCCCUAAAGUGUCACCCACGCAGCAUCUCUAUUCGCCUGCGGGACGAACACAUGUUAGUUGGGACUCACGCAUGACUAGGUGAAAUUAGACACACUCAAGUAGGAAACCUCGGUGUCAAGAUUAACGAAGAGAUAGCAUAGAAUAGGAUGCCAACAUACUCAAACUCGCAAGCGCUUCACACACAUACUGUGUUCUAGACCACAUGGAUGAUUUAGGUACACUUCACCCCUUCCAAUCACUUAUCUCCCAGCCCCCCCCCGUCUCCUUGAUAAUCAGGCCCCCGACAUGGUGAAAAUACAAUUAGCUAACGAUAGCUCUAACACAGGGUUCUUAACUGGGGUCCGAUCGAACCCUAGGGGUUCGGUGAGGAAGCCUCAGGGGUUAAGUGAAGUUUAAGAAAGGCAGUGACCUAUUUUUCGCGGUUAAUGGGGACCAGAACCCACCGCGAUAAGUAAAACACGAAGUAGCGUUUCCCCGGCCCAACUUUUUUGUGUGUGUGUGUGUGUUCAAUAUAUUUAUUCUAAUUUAGCAUUGGAAAGAGACACAUAUGACAUGUUUUUUAAAAAAAUUUUCCCAAAGUAAAAUUAAUUUAUACAUAUAUAUGUAUAUAUUUUUUAAAUAUAUAUUUAUAUAUUAAUAAAUGGUUUUCAAGCACUUCAAAUGUAAUAAUUAUACGUUUUAAACAUGUUACUGUCCCACCAAAUAAUUUCUAAACAAGAACAAAGUAAUAGAAAAAUGCUUGGCUUUAUUAAAUGCGUCAUUGAGUGAGUCCACGCAAAUCUGCUCAAGCUUCUCACUUACAAUAAGUUGCCACAGCAACUGUUUAACAAGUUAAGCGAUGAUUGACGCAUGCAGCGCUUUGAAGUUCGUGUCUCUGGCAAUAGUGUAAAGCGCUUUGAGCGCCUUGAAAGGUGGAAAAGCGCUAUAUAAGUAUAACACCAUUUACCAUCAAACCCAAACAUCUGUCAAUCAUUGUUAAAUUUGAUAACUCCAGUGCACAUGCACUGCCUGACAAAGAAAGCAGGGAGGGAGAAUGAGACGACGCGAUCGGUUCGGACAGUUUAUCUGAUUUUUUUUUUUUCCUUGAAAAAAAAUCCCUGAUGGAUUGAGGGCGCGAAGUACCGAGGGAUCACUGUAUUCAAUUUCUCUCAAAUGCUAGCACUCUACCUAAUGGGAGGAGAAAUUGGUUUGCACAGUGGAAAGUUGACUAGCACUUGGUAUGAGGAAGUAUAAUAAAAAAUAUAAUUUAUUUAAAGUAUAAUUUUUUUAAAAAGACGUAAUUUUUCACCAUGAAAAUAGUAUGUGAUGCAAGGAUGCGACAAUAAAAUGAGAAUGUAGACGUGAAAACAAAAAAGGGAACUGUGUGAAAUGAAAUCAGUUUAAUUUCAUUUACCAAUGUGAAAAUCAAAAGCAACAGGCAAAAUUAUUGGUAGUAAAUUAGAAAUCUGGAAGAUAUUUGAACAGGAAUUAUUUUAGAUGUUAGCUUGCUAGGUUUUGAAUUCAUGAAAAAAUGACUCUAUAAUGAAAUUCCGAAGGGUUCGGUGAAUCACCUGUGUAACCUGUAGGGUUCGGUACCUUUAGCAAGUUUAAGAACCACUGCUCUAACAUAUGAGAGUAGGCGAUUUAUGUAUUUCUUGUUGUUGUUUGUGCUUUUUCUAUAUAUCCCUCUUUUUUUGUUCCCCCAUAACCCUUCCUAUUCGCGGCUUUCUCCUAAUAAAAAGGUACGUUAAGAAAAAAAGUAUUUGCCGAAAAGAAUUCUCAAAUAAUGAGCAACUGCUUAAGAUGUUUGAUAUGAUUUUUUAAACAAUGGUAUUUUUUCCUCAGCACAAAGUUUUCUAUAUGAACUGUUAUUAUUAUACUGCACUAUAACAUAUUACACAACCACAUUAAGCCAAAGAAAUACAACAAAAAACAUUGAUUUCCGGUGUGGUAAAAAAAAAUCUACAGAAAUUAACAUUAUUCGUCUAAAGAGCAUGAGUGCCCUUUAGUGGAGAAAACAUAUUUCUUAUAAUGAAACAAAAACGAUUAUAUCUCCGGUUAUCUGUGGGCAAUUUUUGCCAAAUAAAAACAGGGAGAGGGAUUAAAAUAUGCGCUUCCGAGUUGUGUAGACGGCGGCGCUCUAUGCCAAAUACACGCUGGGGUCUCAUUUGUGAAAUUGGUUGAGCCACUGUUGGCAUUUCUGGCAAAAUAAAUCUAAUAUAGAGGGUAAAAAGGAAAAAUAUAAGGACUAGUGUAGUCCAAAGCAGUGGAGUGAGUAGCGCUUCUUCACUAAUCUACUCAAGUAAAAAGUAUGGCUUAGUAAAACUACUCUUUGAAGUACAUUUUUCUGUUACAUUUACUCCAUUACAUUUACUUGAGUAAUGCGUUACUGAGUACAGGUACUCCCUUUUGAAGCUCAUCAAGAGAAUGGCAAGAGUGUGCAAAAGAGUAAUCUGAGCACAGGCUGGCUACUUUGAAGAUACUAGAAUAUUAUACAUAUUUUUAGGUACUUCGCCGUUUUUUGUUAAGUACAUAAUUCCACAAGUGUUCAUUCAUAGUUUUAUUACCUUUAGUGAGAAUUUACAAUGUAAAUAGUCAUGAAAAGAAAACUCACGAAUGAGAAGGUGUGUCCAAACCUUUGGCCUGUACUGUACUAAUGGCACUAUUUCGAGUCUAGCAAUAUAUGGAGGGCUGCGUGACAUCAUCACUCGAAAUUAAUAUCUCAAAAACAAUAACAGCACAAACCAUUGACACCAUUUUUAGCCAUUUUUUAUCAAAAUGGGACGCGGGUUGACCUCAAAUUGACCUAUAAAAAUGUAUAUCUCAAAAACAUUAGCAGCACAAACUAAUGACAUUUUUCUAUAAAUUAGCGUCUGAUGGGGGGGCCAACUUUUCGAACAUUUCCGCUCGUCUGCUUGGCUGUCGCGUGUUUGUUUGGGCUCGCGUGCGGCUGGUUGUGAUUGGGCGCGCUCAGGUGGGGGGGCGGCAUAGAAUCGGUGGCCAACGGGCUUACACUCACAAGGGAUUCACACGAUUACUAGGAUCCAGAUCACAGUGCUGAUUUGUGUACACACUACCCCUCCCAAUCACUUAGCUUAUAGUCCCCCCCCUCCCUCUUCUUUCCCUGGUCAACCGGCCCCCCCACAGGGUGUCAACCGGAAAUACAUCUAGCUGACGAUAGCACCAACAUAUUAAUAGUUAGUGUAGGCGUUCAAUGUAUUUCUUGUUGUUGCUUUUUUGUUUUUUUCUGUUCCCCCAUAACCUCUUCUUGUUCGCUGCAGGUUUUAAGUUAUGUACAUAAUUCCACCCGUGUUCAUUCAUAGUUUUAUUACCUUUAGUGAGAAUUUACAAUGAAAUAGUCAUGAAAAGAAAACGCACGAAUGAAGUGUGUCCAAACUUUUGGCCUGUACUCUACCAAUGGCACUAUUUCGGGUUUAGCAAUAAAUGGAGGGCUGCGUGACGUCAUCACUUGAAAUUAAUCUAAAAAACGAUAACAGCACAAACCAUUCACACCAUUUUUAGCCAUUUUUCAUCAAAAUGGGAUGCGGGUUGACCUCAGAUUGACCUAUAAAAACAUUGUUAAUAUCUCAAAAACGAUAGCAGCACAAAUGAAUGACAUUUCACGGAGGUGUCAUUACAGACUAACCUUAAAUGAUGAAAAUCAUGGAACUCUGGUGAAGGCAGAAAAGGCAGGUGGUAUCCGCAGUGGGAGAUGGUAGUGCUGACCAAUGCCAGGCAGUACCACAUGCAUGUGCUGGACACGUGCGAGCACAGCAGCACGGGACCGAUCACCACUGGCAGCAGAUUGGAGAACUAAAGGCGUAAAAUGUCUUAUGUUAAUCAUCUGAUUCUAGUCUUUUUGUAGUUUCAUUUCUCUUCUGGCUAGUAAAGUGCGCAUUUACCACAUGUUCCAGCGGGUGAGCAUAAGUGGCGACUAGGCCGAUGGGGGCGGUCCACUCGUGGUGUUGCUUGUGGAAGUGCUUGUAGAGGCUGGGAUGGUGGAAAAGUCUUGAGCGCAAGAAAAGAGGAAACAAAUCACAUGUUUAAGCACCAGCAGUCACAUUUGUGUUUUUAUGUCUUAACAGUUGGGGUUUCCUACCUAUGUGAGUAGUAAAACAAAACUUCUUCCAGGAUUGAGAAGAUGGCCAGCUCGAUGAGGGCCCAGUGGAAGGUGGGGAGCUCAGGGCCACAUGGGUUGGACCUCCAGCGGGUCAGGUGGUAGGCGACCACCACCAUGGGCGCAGAGAUGAACAGCUGGUUGAAUGUCACAGUUUUAAGAGCUUGACGCAGUUUGUCUGGGUCCACCUGUGCAAAGAUGCAACUUUUUAGGGAAAAGCAUUUGUUUGAAUGUAAUACAGGACUCGUAUGGAAAACUGAGGCUAGGUUCAUACAGCAGGUCUUAAUGCAUGAAUCUGACUUUUUCGUGUUUUUGCGACUUGAGUAAGGCAUUAACUUGACAGUCCGAACGGAAAAAGUCGCAUAAAAGUAGACCAUUUCAAAUCUGAUCUGGGUCACUUUCAUAUGUGGUUAAAAUUCGAUCUGGGCCACAUUUUUCCAGAAUUUGGCUGCGGUCUGAACUGUCAAGUCUACCAAAUAGGAAUUCAUGCAGCAAUUACGUCAGCAAAGAGCGAGAGAGACUGGGCACUACGGUAGCGAUGGAGCUGUGUACUAGCAUUAGCACUUAGCUUCAACACGGCUUUUAAGGAAGAGGCGGGCUUGACAAUAGGCAUGUGCCGGUAUGAGAUUCUGAGGGUAUGAUAACUUUAAGCCAAAAUAUCACGGUUUUGCUAUUACAGCUCUAAAAUGUGUUACUUUGAGAUAUCUGGGUUAAAAAAAAACAACUUUUUAUUGAACAGGAUAUUUUUCAAAAACUUUAGCAAAUUGGAACAUUUUAAAAUAAAUAAAAUAAUUGACAGUGUUUACUAACCUUUACCACUGAAACUUCUAAAAUGCAGACUUUGGUCUGCACUCUGUACCCCCCAAUCCCCCCAGACCUUAUCCCCCGCAUCAUCUUCAUCUCCAACUGCCUUCCUUUGUAUUCUUAAGGACCCUUUCAACGUGUUGAGCACCUACUAGCCCUUCCCCUCCCCCUUACACACAGAAGUUCAUUUUGAGUGAGAGCAAACCACACAAUCAUAGACUUCAUUCAGACGUCAGAAUGGCACACACAAGAAGGAUGACAGCUGAACAAGCUUUAGCAAUGCUGCAGAGUAUGUCGGACUGCGAAUCUGAUGGUGGAAAUGAUGGAACCAUCGUGUUCCAGAAUGAAAAUGGCGCCAGCGGAUUCAGCGGAGAAUGUGAGUGUUUUUGCACCAGUAAAUCUUCUCCUCCAAAGGCGCACCAGGAGACGAGUAGUCAAUUAUGUGAUUGAGCAGGACAGUUCAAACACUGAGGCCUCACUACGUGAUGAGGAAUACACAGUGCAUGUCAACCCACCUCGGAGCAAAAAACUAAAAGUUGGUGAUGUUGGUACAACGCCUGGAUCCACAGAGAAGAGAAAAGAUGGCACUGUUAAGUUGCACCGGAAAAUAGGAGACUUUAAUGCUCCUGAAAUCCCACAAACUGCCUUCAAUGGUUCUGGAGGGCCAACAGAAUCAGCAAGACAUAAAAUCACAAGACACCUUCAAAGUUUCCUUUGUUUAGUUGGGUCUGAGCAUUAGAGGAGUUCCAGAAAAUCGAUUAUUACAUGCAUCGCAAUUCGACACGUGACUAUUCGAUUACGAUUCUUAAAGGUUCAAAAACGAUGUUUUUCCCCUCAUAACUUUUUGGCAGCCGCUCGUAGCGGAACGAAAUUCAAGACCCGUCUGCUAGGGUUGUUCCGAUCAUGUUUUUUUGCUCCCGAUCCGAUCCCGAUCAUUUUAGUUUGAGUAUCUGCCGAUCCCGAUAUUUCGCGAUCCGAUUGCUUUUUUUUGCUCCCGAUUCAAUUCCAAUCAUUCCCGAUAAUUUUUCCCGGUGAUAUACAUUUUGGCAAUGCAUUAAGAAAAAAAUGAAUAAAACUCGGACAAAUAUAUACAUUCAACAUACAGUACAUAAGUACUGUAUUUGUUUAUUAUGACAAUAAAUCCUCAAGAAGGCAUUUACAUUAUUAACAUUCUUUCUGUGAGAGGGAUCCACGGAUAGAAAGACUUGUGACUUUGUAUAUUGUGACUAAAUAUUGUCAUCUAGUGUAUUUGUUGAGCUUUCAGUAAACGAUACUGCAGCCAUACCCAAAUGCAUGAUGGGAAGUGGAACCAUGACUGCGUAGUGCUACAAAUUGAUAUAUCUUCUCUGCGUUGGGAAAUUACAUAAGCUGUUAAGAAAAAGAUCAGUUGCUACCUUACUUCCCUACAUUGAUUCCCAUGAUAUUUCUAAUCGUAGGGAGAGGGAUUGUAAGGCUUUAGCUAAUUAAAAAAAGGCUCCAAAAGCUACCAAAAUUCACUCUACUCACUUUACGCUGCCUUUUAUCUCUCUAUAUAGGUAAAACUGCGCCAUUACAGAUUGAGCGCGACAAUGCGUGAGUGGGUCAUGCAGCGCAUGCGAUAAUUGCGUUAAAUAUUUUAACGUGAUAAAUUUAAUAAAGUAACGGGAUAAAUUUGAUAACCAUACCUUUAGCCUAAACUAAAGACUCUGGAUGAGUGUAACAUUAUGUCUGUAACGUUAAAUACAAUUAGAAAACGAUUUAUUUAAAAGGCAUGGCCGAUAUUUUUUUGCUGAUUCCGAUACUUUGAAAAUGACGUGAUCGGACCCGAUCGUCGGGAUGCCGAUCGAUCGGGACAUCUCUACCGUCUGCCGCCGGGUACCGUGAACAGGCGUACGCACGUUAUGAUGGAUGCUGCUGGUUACGAGAUUUACUCCUUUUUAAAAGUCUUUUUAAAAGACUGGAAAAUGAAUUUGUGUAUGAGAGAGGCAGGGGCAGAAGCGCAACCCGGUGGUCGCGCUUUUGUGCGCAAGUUAUUUUUUUAGAGCAAGAGGGGUAGAGAGAUAGUUUGUUGCUCCUUGUCAUUUAAAGAUGUCCAGCAGUAGUUUUAAGGCAUUUCAAUUGAAAAAUGUCCUGAGUGUUUUGCUAAGACCCGUGUGCAUCUAAAAGAGGUGAGUACACGAACCCUCUUGUACUGUUCAGCCUUUAUUGUUGUUGUUUUUGAGAUGUUAAUAGUUAGCCCCGAGCGCUAAGCUAAUUCGCAAGCGUUUAUUUCAUAUGCAGAACGUGUAAAACCACGAUUAAGUACAGCGGUAACACUACAAACAUGUGAAAUCGUACAGAAUUCUGUGAAAACAAAGUAUAUUGGUUUAAAGAAGUCUCAUUUCUAAAGACACAUUUUUUUUUCCAGAAAAUGUGGCAUUCCACCUGUGUAAAUUUUAUUGUAUUGUUGAGAGAAAUAAGUACUCCCUUUAAAAUGGUUAAUGUUUUUGCACUUUCUUGUAAAAAAAUAGAUAAAUAAAAAAGCAGCUUAAGGGCAGCUUUUUGUUGUAUGGGCAUGUUUCCUUCGUUCCUGUUGAAUCAUUAGGAUAUAUUAAAUAAAUAAUGGACAUAAAUUUGUUUGGCUACUGUAUUAAGUAGUAAUGUACGAUGCAUCGAUAAUUGUGAUAACCGCGAUCAUUGUCAAUACUAGAGGUGCGCAAAAUUUCCGAUUCUUAGAUUAUUUGCGAUUCGGCCGUGGAAGAUUCGAGAACGAUUCACAAACAUCCAAAUUCCGAUUAUUGAAAUAUGCCAAGUAAAGCGGAAGUACAACACACUCAGUGCGCCGCGCGGGCUUCGGGACGGAACGGAGCGGGAGUAGCUAAACAUUAUGCUUCUCAUUAACCGGCCCCUCGGGUAAUGCCAACGCUCAACUCACGGCUCUAGCUCAACUCAUGCCACGAGAUAAAAAAACACAACAACAUACCUGACUGCUGCCGAAAAGCUGCUACAAGUACAGCUAAGCUACAUAAUGUUACAGUAAAUAUCAUUUAUAUAGGACUAGAUAGAUUGUAGACUCGGUAGCAGCACAUCUGCAAAAAGCUAGAUGCGGGCGUUAGUAAACGGCCGCCAUCUUAAAGCAGUAAACUUCCCUGCAAUGCUGUUGUAGCAAACCUUCCAAGCAAACCUAAUUAACUUUUUAUCUAAAAUACUCCUAAAUCGGUAAAAUAUUGACUUGAAUCUAUCUUUAAAAUAGUUUUAAAACUUUCACAUGUCAAAAGUAGACAAAAGGGAAAUUAUGGAAUAACGGGAGCAAUUUUAACAACUUUAACGGUUGAUUCACAACAUUAAAUGAAUUGAAUGUAGUUUAAAGCUGCUGAUACAGAAUGGGGACUGGAGUUUUUUUAUUUAAUGUUAUUUUUGUAUAUUUGUUUACUGCUAUAUGUUAACUUGAUACUGAAAUAGUAGUUUGGUUUAGCCUGAGAGUAUUUUUGAACAAUUUUGGAACUAAUGUACAAAACUUUAUUUAAAAAAAAAAAAAAAGGGAGGGGGGUGCAUCAAUAAUCGUUUUAUAAUCGAAUUGGAGCCUCUGAAUCGUAAUCGAAUCGUUAGGUGCCCAAAGAUUCCCAGCUCUAGUCAAUACCGCGAUCAUCGUUUAAUAAUCGCACCCUGAAUCGUAAUCGAAUCGAAUCGUGGGGUGCCUAAGAUGGCACACCCCUAGUGAGCAUGUUGCUGACCAUCAGAGAAUGCACAGUCCACGAGGGCCGCAGAACAAUCCCCGGCUGGCAGAUGAGCGUCUCCGAGCUGAUGGCGUUCCUUGCAAUCAUUUUUCGAAGAGCUGCCAUGGGUUACAUUGGUUCCAUACAACACAUGCGGGCGAAUAACUUUGGCAACCCAGACAUCAAACCAAUAAUGUCUCGUAACCGCUUUUUUGAAAAAAAGCGGUACCUUCGCUUUGACAACAAGGAUACCCGCAAGCGACGAAUACAGAAUGACAAGGUUGCAUCAAUUUCAGACAUCUGGCAGAAGUUUGUUCAGAACUGUAUAUCAUCCUACAGGCCAGUGCAGCAUGUUACUGUAGAUGAGCAGUUGUUUCAAUCACAGGUCCGUUGCCCCUUUCUGCGAUACAUUGCAUCUAAGCCUGACAAGUUUGGAAUCAAGUUUUGGAUUGCAGCAGAUCUGAUCUGGACACUAAAUACAUGUGUAAUACCUUCCCUUACUUGGGAAAAGACCCCACUCGUCCAACGGGAGAGAGGCUGUCAGAGAAUAUUGUUCUGAAAUUGAUGAAACCAUUUAUGGACCAGGGAAGGACUGUUACUAUGGACAAAUUUGUCACCUCCUUGUCAUUGGCUAACAGGCUCCUUCAACAAAAUACAACUCUGCUUGGUACAAUCAACAAAAACCGUCAGGAACUACCAGCAACUGCAACGGAAACCUCGGGGCGCCAGUUGCACUCCACACAGGUGUUUACAUCUGGAAGAGCCUUGCUGACUGUGUAUGCGACGAAAAAAAAAAUCUGUCUUUUGAGCACUAUGAAUCAGAAAUUGGAAGUUGUGGACACCCGAAAACAAAAACCAAACACUGUCGUUGAUUACAACCAUCUCAAAUGUGGUGUUGACAUCAUGGAACAGAAAUUGCGCAACUACUCUGUGCGUGCAGGAACAAGAAGAUGGCCCGUGGCUGUGUUUUAUAACCUGCUUGACAUGGCUGCCACAAAUGCGUAUGUUUUGUACACAGCAUGCAAAGGAUGAAAAGAAAGUCGCUGAUUAUUCAUGCUGGAGUUUUCAGCGGAGCUCAAAAACAGGCACAUGCAGGAAAAGACACAGGAGAAAGAGCGCAAACAGCUACUUCGUGAGAUGACAGGCUCUCAGCACAAAAAGACUCAGUGCCAGGUGGGCAUACUCUGCAAUGAAAACAGAAGUACUCAACGUUGUAUACACUGCCGCAAAUUUACCUGUGGCAGCUGUAGGAAAGCUUCACCUUGGGAAUGUGGAAACUGCUAGAUGGGACAAUUGUAUCCUACAUUUCUCCAUUUUAUAUGUAACGCUUUGUUCUUAUGUAGUCAGGCUGCACAUCUUUAUGUGAAACAAAAUUCUUUUUGAACUUAUACCUUCUGUUUCUGUGUUGUUUUUCAAAACUGAAAUUGAACUGUUUGGGGUGGUAAUUUCAUUCAUCUGUCCUCUGAAUAUGUGAUAUUUGCAGAGGAAAUUUUCAUUAUUGGUGUGUAGACUACAAUCAAAUUCUCAUUCACGAAGGAUUUUCUUUAGAAAUACAGUAUGUCUGAUGCAACUAUGCCCUAUGUAAAUUGCAACUAUGCCCUAUGUAAAAUGACAGGCUAUGAUAAUUUUUUUAUGGCAAAUUCUAAAUGUUCCUUGGCUCAAAAGACAAAACAGGAUGUGUGUGGUGUUGACUAAAUAAAAUAAAUAAAACACACAAUGCGUAUUACAAUUUGCAAACUCUGGCUGCAUUGUGAGUUUGCACAAUUUGCAGGACAAUGGUGAGCACCUACCGGCCACUCCCCUCGCCCCUAAAACACAAAACAAUUUGCAAUGCAUUGGAGACAACGAGGACCUUGAGAGGAAAUGAUCAGUCCUGCAGAGGGGGGAAGCAUGCAGCAAAAAUGGACAAUUUCGGCUCUCCAAAAAUGCGAAAUCAUAUUGGAGGUAUUGCCUCCUCUGCAGCCGCCCUCCGCAAACAUGUUUUACAUGUGGGUUGGCCCCUAAUAGGCCGCGGCCGAUUAUUUAUGUCUGUUAUUUGUGUCCUCUUUUUGGAAAUCAAAAUGAUCACCCUUGAAUGACGUUGAGCCAGCAUGUGUAGUCAUUUGUUCUGAUGCUCCUGCGCAUGCGGGUUCGUUUGCUCAGCGCAUCUUGGACUGCGAAUUACUGCACAUGCGUGAUACUUGUACGGGCUCAAUGGACAAAGGCAGUCUGAACAGGCACGCCAAAAAAAAAAAAAAAAAAAAAAACUGAAUCGAGCAUUAAGACCCGCACAUGAACCUAGCUUAAAAGUAUAAACAACAUUUUACCAGAUGGAAAGACUUUAAACAACAAAAUUUAAAAACAAAACAAAAAACAAAAAAAACAAUACAAACGAUACAUUCUAAAGAUAUUUAGGAACAAUAUUUUUCCAAUUAUGAAUUUAACAGUUUACAUUUGAAGACACUGUUGUAUAUCGACGAUCGAUUGUUUAGGCCUGGAAUUUAACAGCUAAGCUAAUUGAAUGACUCGCUAGCGACAUACUUUCUUCCCGCUUUAAUGCUCGACUAUCGAGUGAUUUAUUUGCCCUUGUUUUAACAUUCAUAACCAAGUAAUAUCCUUAAUCUGGACAACUUCGAAAAAUUUCAGCUGUGGGCCAGAAUACCAGUAAAUCGAAGGUGAAUGAUUGCUAACGAGGUUACAAUUUCCGGAUUUCUUUUCCUCGUGGGGCAAAUAGACUACUGUAUGUCAAUACUAAAGUUGAACAUCACCCCCUCCAGGAAGGGGGAUGUCACUACGGUUCUGCACCUACUGUCUUUUGACACGCUCCCGUGAUUGGUCUGCUUCAGAGAUGACAACUUGUUUUUAUUCCCACGAGAUCAACAUGCACUGUAUGAACAGCAAAAAUAAAUAAAACGCAAUCAAUACUCUGAUAACGCUUGUAGCUUAAUCUCCUGCACUGUUAUCAGCUAUCUAUCGUGGAAGUCUGCUGUUAUCUCGCCGGCAUGGCCGACAGCAGCAGCACUGACUGCAUUUAGUCAAACACCAGCCUGUAAAAGGACUUUGCACGCACACACUGAUAACGAAAUAUAUCUGAGCAUGUGUAACAAUAUGACAAUAGUUUAAAAACAUACAAUUUCAUCAAUUGUAUGCAUUUUGCCAUGUGUUUUAUAUUGUCCUUCAAUUUUAAAUUUGACUCGUAUUUUUGCGCUACUAAAACUUUUUUUGUUUUUUAAUGUUUCACCCAGCAUUUUCUGACUUUGUGAACAACAGUACUACUAACUUUGUUUUCUAUCUGCAGUCCAUCCGUCAAAUUUGUGCCGACGCAAUAACUAAUAUCAAAUGACCAGGAGGUUACAAGCGGGCAUCAAGCAAACGACUACAACUGAUCCAAAACUUGAUACGAGCUGAUAACGGCUGGACUGUUGCGUAACAUUUCAAGAAAAAAAAUGUUGGAAACCUACUGGAUUGUUCUUGUCAGCUUGGAUGCGGUAACGGGUGAUGAAGGACGGCCUCCCUGUGGUGUCCACCAAUAGCAACAGAGCGUUGAAGCCCCAGAACACGAUCGUGGGCACCACCAUUGUGCCUGUGGUCAAAAUAUUGUAUAUUUAAUACAAAGCAAUGCGUUACCUGUGUAGUAUGGGGUGUAAUUACUCAUGCAUUUAGACUUGAAUCCUCUGAAUUCUGCCUGGCAACAAACCAUCAAUUUUAUUUGUCGACAUUGCCAAUUACUUGUGGAAUUGUCCCAUUGUGAUCUGAUGGACCGAGUGGUGCUGGAUUUAGGCUUCUCAGUUCUGCCUAGCAACACGCUUGCUGAGCCGCUUUAUUAGUCAAUGUUGCUGCUUCUUGCUUGAGAUUUUAAAUUGCAUAAAUUUUGUGAUGUAUCCAAUACAAUGGUGCAACCAGAGGGUGGCCACGUCCACGGUCACUUCUGCAUUUCUAUGCACAUUAAAUCAUUAGUAACAUGAAAUAUAACACAAUAAACCAAAGUAUACAAGUGGGCGUGCCUAAACCUUUGUGGUAGUUUUCUACUAGCCUGUUUUUACUACAACAACAUUAUAAAAACCUGAAAUUAUGUAUUUUAGUUUUGGUAUGCCACCCCAAGAUUAUAAGUUGCCCCAUCUGGCCACCCAUAUGAAAAAUUUCUGGAGUCACCACUGACCCUGUGUUACAUACAAGAAUGAAUUAAAAUAUCUCGUAUAUAAAACUGCAGAUUUAUUUUCAAUCUAUUACAGUUGGGCAAAUAAGUAUUUAGUCAACCACUAAUUGUGCAAGUUCUCCCACUUGAAAAUAUUAGAGAGGCCUGUAAUUGUCAACAUGGGUAAACCUCAACCAUGAAAGACAGAAUGUGGGAGAAAAAAAACAGAAAAUCACAUUGUUUGAUUUUUAAAGAAUUUAUUUGCAAAUCAUGGUGGAAAAUACUGUAAGUAUUUGGUCAAUACCAAAAGUUCAUCUCAAUACUUUUUUAUGUACCCUUUGUUGGCAAUAACUGAGGCCAAACGUUUUCUGUAUGCUUCACAAGCUUUUUACACACUGUUGCUGGUAUUUUGGCCCAUUCCUCCAUGCAGAUCU
Molecule: messenger RNA, 20238 nt
Organism: Corythoichthys intestinalis (scribbled pipefish)
Lineage: Eukaryota; Metazoa; Chordata; Actinopteri; Syngnathiformes; Syngnathidae
Gene: larp1
Product: La ribonucleoprotein 1, translational regulator
Exons: 19
Coding region: 304-3510 (1068 amino acids)
Biological process (GO): mRNA stabilization; positive regulation of translation
Cellular component (GO): cytoplasmic stress granule; cytosol
Molecular function (GO): RNA cap binding
Source: RefSeq, a predicted model, not a curated record